Molecule: messenger RNA, 1530 nt
Organism: Trichoderma atroviride IMI 206040
Lineage: Eukaryota; Fungi; Ascomycota; Sordariomycetes; Hypocreales; Hypocreaceae
Biological process (GO): plasma membrane lactate transport
Cellular component (GO): membrane
Molecular function (GO): secondary active monocarboxylate transmembrane transporter activity
Source: RefSeq, a predicted model, not a curated record
AUGGUCGGCAACAACGAAGAGUACUGGGUCCCCGAGGACUACGAGGGCAUGAGCGCCGGCCGCUACCUGGCCACGCGCGUGUCCUCGCUCAAGCCGCCGAUGCUCAACGUGCCGAACCCGUGGAAGCUGCUGCGCAUGCUCAACCGCCAGCAGUGGUCCUUUUUCGCCAUUGCCUUCUGGGCCUGGACCUGGGACGCCUUUGACUUCUUCACCGUGUCGCUGACCGUGGCCGACCUGGCCAAGCAGUUUGGCAAGACGAACACCGACAUCACCUGGGGCAUCACGCUGGUGCUCAUGUUCCGGUCUGUGGGCUCCGUGGCCUUUGGCGUGGCGGCCGAUCGCUACGGGCGCAAGUGGCCGUUUAUCGUCAACAACCUGCUGUUUAUUGCGCUUGAACUGGGAACCGGAUUCUGCAACACGUACAAGCAGUUCCUCGCCUGCCGCGCGCUCUUCGGCGUUGCCAUGGGCGGUCUGUACGGAAACGCAGCGGCCACGGCACUGGAAGACUGCCCGUCGGAAGCCCGCGGCAUCAUUUCCGGAAUCCUCCAGCAGGGUUACGCCUUUGGAUACCUCCUCGCUGCCGCCUUCGCCCGCGGCCUCGUCAACACCACCUCCCACGGAUGGCGCCCGCUGUACUGGUUCGGCGCCUGCCCGCCCGUCAUCUUCAUCGCCUUCCGCCUGAUGAUGCCCGAGACCCAGACCUACCGCGAGCGCGAGCGCAUGCGCAUCGAGGCCGGCCGCAACCGCAGCGACGAAAAGUCGGUCGGCAACGUCUUCCUCACUGAAGGCAAGGUCGCCAUCAAGCGCCACUGGCUGCUGCUGACCUACCUCGUCCUGCUCAUGGCCGGCUUCAACUUCAUGAGCCACGGCAGCCAGGAUCUGUACCCGACCAUGCUGACCAACCAGCUCGCCUUCAGCGCCAACAAGGUCACCGUCACGCAGGUUGUAGCCAACCUGGGCGCCAUGACUGGCGGAACCGUGGUCGGUUUCCUGAGUCAGUCCAUCGGCCGUCGAUUCAGCAUCAUCUGCUGCUGCAUUGUCGGCGGCGCUCUGCUCUACCCAUACACCUUUGUGCACGACACCUCCAUCAUGGCCGCCGCCUUCUUCCAGCAGUUCUGCGUCCAGGGCGCCUGGGGCGUCAUCCCCAUCCACCUGAUGGAGCUGUCCCCCGGUGCCUUUAGGACCUUUGUCGUCGGCACGGCCUACCAGCUGGGCAACCUCGUCUCUUCGGCGUCGUCCACCAUCGAGGCCCGCAUCGGCGAGCGCUUCCCCCUGCCGCCCACCACAAAGGGCGUCCCCCGCUACGACUACGGCAAGGUCAUCUGCAUCUUCAUGGGCUGCGUCUACGCCUACGUCAUUGUCCUGACCUUUUUGGGUCCUGAGCAGCUGCGCAAGAGCUUCGACGUCGCUUACGACCACGACGCUGCCGUGGUGGCUGGCUGGGACGACAAGGCAAAGGCUGAGCACGAGGAGUUUGACACCAAGGCGCGGGACUCUACUGCUGGCGAGAAGCAAGCUGAGGAGGUUUGA